Molecule: messenger RNA, 1491 nt
Organism: Metarhizium album ARSEF 1941
Lineage: Eukaryota; Fungi; Ascomycota; Sordariomycetes; Hypocreales; Clavicipitaceae
Exons: 3
Coding region: 1-1491 (496 amino acids)
Source: RefSeq, a predicted model, not a curated record
AUGGCCGUUGUUGCCGAGAUCCAGUGGCUCCAGGUGGUGUUGACGAAUGCCCUUGGUUCAAUCGAGUACAUGUCUGGCGAUUCGGUCCAAGCGGACGUCAAAGAAGAUGCCUUGCGAAGCAUUUCGAACCUGUCAGAAGAGGUCAAAAUUUUCCUCAAGAAUCACAACGAGGGCAUCCACACUCGAGAGGUGGCUGCCCUGGAGACGCAGCUACAAGUCUCCGAGUCCGAGCAGGCUGCCCUGCGCCGCGAGCUGGACCAACUCCGAGAGACGUUUGAGAGCCGUCUCGCCGAGCGCGUGUCCCGAGAGCUUGACAGCCGUUUCAUCGCGCUUGCCAAGGAAAUUCGCCGGGGAAUGCCGAAGCGUCCCUUGCCAGAUGGAGCGCGAACGGCGCCUCUCCGAGAUGGGAAAGCGUCUCUCCGAGAUGAAGAAGAGGUUGGCGGACCGAGACGCGGCAUUGAGUGCCCAGUUGUGGCCAAGAGGGCAGACAUUGAGCGUCACCAGAUGGCCCUGCGAGGCCUGCGUUCAAAGAGAGACGUCGAGUCUGCCGUCUCGAGCCUCGAGACUGCCGCCACGAACCGGCAGCACCGGCUGGGAGACCUGGCGCAGUGUCAGCUCGAGGCCUUGUCUGCUCUGCAUGGUGCAGUCGAUAAGGUCGAGAGCGAAGUAGGGCUGAUCAAGAAGGUUGGCCGGGAUCGCCACGAGGCCGUCGGUCUUGCUCUCGGAAUCAUUCGCCAAUAUGUUGCCGAUAUCGAUCGUCGCCUCUGCGUCGAAGGUGGUCCCGGUUCGCAGCAGACUGCUGAGAGAGUGGUAGAACUCGUUGGCGGCCUGUCGGAUAUUGUUGAUCGUCUUCCCACCCAGGAGAACUUAUCCCAGUCUGUGCGGGAGCUCGGGUCAGAUCUCCGGGGCGCAUUCGACGGAGGUGACGGCUUUGUCACGCACGAAGUCUUUUGUGCAUUUGUACAGGAGUUCCGGGGGAUUAUGCCAGAGGCGUCGAGUCUCCUGUCACAGGAACAGGUGCAUGCUGCCAUCCACGACGGCGUCUCUGACCUGGUGACAAGGUCGGACUUGAGGGCUUUUGGGCUGAUGGUCGAUGCCAACACUGCGGCGGACCUACUCCGACCAAGCCCUGCGGAGGCUUGUUUCCUCAAUCUCGCCUCCAGGGUCAGCACCCUUGGACGCGACGUGGCGCGGACGGAGGGGCUGGUGACGCUGGCUGUCAAGGUUGAUGCCAUUGACACGGCGUUGGCGGACGCGGAACUGGCAACCAAGGCCGACGUUGCCGGGCUCGCCGACACGUUGUCGCAGGCAAACUCUGCUCGCGACAACGUCGUGCAGAAGCAAGACGUUGCGGCUCUGUCCGACAAGGUCGAUGCGUUGGACGCCAAGUUGACGGGUUCAGAUUUGGCAAGGCGGUCCGACCUAACGGCGCGGUCGACCAGAGUCCUGAGCAACGACCUGGAUCGCGAGGUUGCGUCCCAGGAGGUGUAA